GGUAGAACCCGAGGGGGGGGCGCGCAAGCGCAGCCGGUGGGCUAUUGGUCUGCUGGAUUUGGGGCCCAAAGGGCACCAGCAGAACAUCACAGCUCUAGGAGGAGGUGGAGCUUUACUGGGAGAUGCCUCUCUUCAGAAAUAAGUUCAGUCCCAAGAAGACGCCUCCUCGGAAGUCAGCCUCUCUCUCCAAUCUGCACUUUUUGGACCGAUCCACUCGGGAGGUCGAGCUGGGACUGGACUAUGGAGCACCAACCUUGAACCUGGCUGGGCAGAGCCUCAAGUUUGAGAAUGGCCAGUGGAUAGCAGAGUCAGGUGCCUGUGGAGGCGCGGACCGCAGGGAGGCCCAGCGACUGCGCAAGAGGAAUAAGCAGCUGGAAGAGGAGAACAAUCUCCUGCGAGUCAAAGUGGAGAUCCUGCUGGACAUGCUCGCCGAGACCACGGCCGAGUCCCAUCUCAUGGAGAAGGAACUAGAUGAACUAAAGAACAUUAGCCAGAGGAGGAAGUGAUGUAGAGGAGCUGAGCCCCGGGGGCAACAAAGUGAGAAUGAGGAGGUAGGGGUGGUAGCGAAACACAGCAGCACAAAUUAAAAAUCGACAUUCCCACAAAAUCACUCAAGAUAUUUAUAUGAAAAUAACAAGCAAAACAAGGUGAUUGAAGAAAAUUAUGCAUUUCAGGAUCCUGUGGCUUCAUUUCUCAGGACCAGCGGAUGCAGUACUGGAAAGGCCUUGGGCCUGUGGGAUGAGUGUCAAGUGUCACAUGCUUGGGUAGGGCCACCAUGGGAAUCCAUUCUGACUAUGCAGGUGUUACAAGGAUUUUGGCUUUUGGGUUUUCCAUUGAGGGGCUGGAGAGCUGGCCGUAGGGCUGUCCAAAAAAAUAAAGAGAGAGAAAAGCAGGGCUACUGAAGCAUUUUUAUUUUAAAUGCACAGCAGAGAAGGCCAGAAAUAACCCGAGCUUGAGCAGGCCGGCUUUCACAAUAACCUGUGAGAUUUAUUAAAUGGAGAACUGGAGCAUA
Antechinus flavipes (yellow-footed antechinus) is the source of this 1012-nucleotide messenger RNA. Its product is annotated as protein chibby homolog 1-like. Gene Ontology annotation, cellular component: nucleus. Gene Ontology annotation, biological process: negative regulation of Wnt signaling pathway. The record is from RefSeq and is a predicted model, not a curated record. NCBI's taxonomy places the organism in Eukaryota, Metazoa, Chordata, Mammalia, Dasyuromorphia, Dasyuridae. The coding region runs from base 123 to 506 and encodes 127 amino acids. The transcript has 6 exons.